Molecule: messenger RNA, 511 nt
Organism: Gymnodraco acuticeps
Lineage: Eukaryota; Metazoa; Chordata; Actinopteri; Perciformes; Bathydraconidae
Product: disco-interacting protein 2 homolog C-like
Exons: 4
Source: RefSeq, a predicted model, not a curated record
ACGGAGCAGAGACUCAGCCUGAAUCACUGUGGAUAUUUCGGGGAGGUUUAGCAGAGAAAACACGCAGAAAAGCAGGAUAAACACCGGGAAAAAGGGAGAUUUACCCCGGUGUGUUGCUGCAGGAUGGCGGACCGGGACCCGGUUCCUCUGCCGGCGGAGGUUCGGGCCAGACUGGCCGAAUUGGAGCUGGAGUUAUCCGAGGGUGAUAUCACACAGAAGGGCUAUGAGAAGAAACGGUCCAAGCUGAUUGGAGCUUUCUUCCCACAAACUCCAGGAAUGGACCCCCCGCAGGGCCAGGAGAGGAGAGGUCCGGUCACCCCCUCCUCGUCCUCACGGUACCACCGCCGGCGCUCCUCUGGAUCCAGAGACGAGCGGUACCGAUCAGAUGUUCACACAGAGGCGGUGCAGGCGGCCCUCGCCAAACACAAAGAGAGGAAGUUGGCGGUGCCGAUGCCUUCCAAGAGGCGGUCGCUGGUGGUCCAGACCUCCAUGGACGCCUACACACCACCAG